Drosophila bipectinata is the source of this 2358-nucleotide messenger RNA. RefSeq names its product beta-transducin repeat containing E3 ubiquitin protein ligase slmb (gene slmb). Gene Ontology annotation, molecular function: protein dimerization activity. The record is from RefSeq and is a predicted model, not a curated record. Lineage: Eukaryota; Metazoa; Arthropoda; Insecta; Diptera; Drosophilidae.
AUAUGCUUGCUGGACAGCUAAAAUAUUGGAGCUAUCUUGGAGCUUAAAUUAGUACAAUCUCCUCAAAAUUGUUCGUCUAAAUAAAGUUGGUGCAGUUUACGUGACAAGCGCGGACCGAAACAAAUACGGGCUUAGGUCAACAGAAAAUAAUGACUUGCUUAAAAUACGAAAGAUAAAAAGCGAGGGGACUUUGCGCCGUGUUGAGUUUCCCUCAGCGCUGCCAUUUUGCGCAUCCCGCCUGCGGUCAUACUGCAACGAGACAGAAUAGUAAUUUUUUCACAAGAUUAAAAGUUAAUAAUAUUACACGUAAAUUUGAAUACCGUGGUGUUGUGUGUGGAUAAAAUAAAAUAGUAAAUAAAGUAAGCGCCAGCAAAAGACACGUACGUGUGCAGCGGCGUACGCGAGUGUGUGUGUGGUGGCAGAAGAGAGAGCAGAAAAAGAAGAGAAACAAACCAACAGCCAAAUUCAACAAACACAGCAACACACAUCACAAUGAUGAAAAUGGAGACUGACAAAAUAAUGGACGAAACCAACUCCAAUGCCCAAGCGUUCACAACCACCAUGCUGUAUGAUCCGGUGCGCAAGAAAGACUCCUCGCCCACAUACCAGACAGAGCGGGAUCUCUGUUUCCAGUACUUUACCCAGUGGAGCGAGGCCGGACAGGUGGACUUUGUGGAGCAGUUGCUGUCGCGGAUGUGUCACUAUCAACAUGGCCAGAUCAAUGCCUAUCUCAAGCCGAUGCUGCAGCGCGACUUUAUCACACUUCUGCCAAUCAAGGGCCUGGAUCAUAUUGCGGAAAACAUAUUGUCAUACUUGGAUGCCGAAUCGCUCAAAUCAGCCGAACUGGUCUGCAAGGAAUGGCUGCGCGUCAUCUCCGAGGGCAUGCUCUGGAAGAAGCUCAUCGAACGCAAGGUGCGCACAGACUCCUUGUGGCGCGGCCUGGCCGAGCGUCGCAAUUGGAUGCAAUACCUCUUCAAGCCCCGUCCGGGCCAGACCCAGAGACCACACUCAUUCCAUCGCGAACUAUUCCCCAAGAUAAUGAAUGACAUAGACAGUAUAGAGAACAACUGGAGAACUGGUCGGCAUAUGCUGAGGAGGAUUAAUUGCCGAUCGGAGAACUCAAAGGGUGUCUACUGUCUACAGUACGAUGAUGGAAAAAUUGUAUCCGGUCUCAGGGACAACACCAUCAAGAUCUGGGAUCGCACGGAUCUGCAGUGCGUCAAGACCCUUAUUGGACACACUGGGUCGGUGCUGUGCCUGCAGUACGACGACAAGGUGAUCAUUAGCGGCUCCAGCGACUCUACAGUUCGUGUAUGGGACGUGAAUAGUGGCGAAAUGGUCAACACGCUCAUCCACCACUGCGAGGCGGUGCUGCACUUGCGGUUCAACAAUGGCAUGAUGGUCACUUGCUCCAAGGAUCGAUCGAUUGCCGUUUGGGACAUGACCUCGCCCAGCGAGAUAACGCUCCGCCGAGUACUCGUUGGCCACAGAGCCGCCGUCAAUGUUGUCGACUUCGAUGAGAAGUAUAUUGUGUCCGCCAGCGGAGAUCGCACCAUCAAGGUGUGGUCCACCUCGAGCUGUGAAUUUGUACGGACUCUGAACGGCCACAAGCGUGGCAUCGCCUGCCUGCAGUACAGAGAUCGUCUGGUAGUCAGCGGCAGUUCAGAUAAUUCCAUAAGACUUUGGGACAUUGAGUGUGGUGCUUGUUUACGUGUCUUGGAAGGUCACGAGGAGCUGGUGCGCUGCAUCCGUUUCGACACGAAACGCAUUGUUAGCGGCGCCUAUGAUGGCAAAAUCAAAGUCUGGGACUUGGUUGCCGCCCUGGAUCCACGGGCAGCCUCCAAUACCCUCUGUCUGAAUACACUCGUGGAACAUACUGGUCGCGUCUUUCGUUUGCAAUUCGAUGAGUUCCAGAUCGUUAGCAGCUCGCACGAUGAUACAAUUUUGAUUUGGGACUUUCUAAAUUUCACACCCAAUGAGAACAAGACCGGACGCACACCGUCACCGGCCCUGAUGGAACAUUAACAUUUUGUGCAACGGCAGCUGCGAGAGUUACACCUUUUGUCCUCCAGCGAAGAAGAGUUCGAAGACGACGAGGAUGAGGAUGAUGAUGAUGAGGAUGAGGAAUACUUUGAGGAGGAGGAUGAGGAGUACGACGACGAGCAGGCAAGAGAUUAUGCUGGGGUGGAUUUAGGGGGAUACGUUAGGCACAUUGAUGUUGAUGAUUCGGGCUCCGGUCCAGGAUCAGGUGCCGGUUCUGGGACAGAUCCAGAACUGGACGACCUGGAAUACGAUAUAGAUGUUGAGAAUAUUGAUGAUUAUGAUGAGUAAAGCGUGAAUGAUAUAAAGCCAGCGUCU